CUGUGUGUUUGUCGGGUGACCCGUAUUGUACUACACAAGGUAAGUUUCUAUACAUGUGUGUAUACAGUAACAAGUCCAUGCAUAUAUGAGUACUAUAAUACAUAUUAUUGACUUAGAUUUUCCGUUAUCAGUGACCGAUUUAAAACUUGCGCACAGUUGCAGGAUAAUGCUGGAUGAUAUAUAUUAAUCAAUGAAGACUGCUGAAAUGGAUAAAUUAUAUUGUGUUUCAUUGCUAGUAUAUUUAGCAGUCGUUACACCACCGUGUUUUUCUCAGAUAUGCUGUACCCCUGAUGUAUGGAUCGCUGAUAUGUUUCUGGAUUAUGGAAUAGUGUUUAUUGAUAGCAACAAAGGGGUGCCGAGUACAGCAUAUUCCUAUAUCAAUGGGACAAUAAAGGCUACAUACGAUUAUCCAAACCAACGUAGCUACCUCAAACUGCAGGGGGCGGAGGUAUCGCCUCUAAUUCCGGGUCCCGGCGUUCCAUAUGAUACCACCAUUAUCAGCGACUACAAGAAUGGAAUACAAUACACCAUCGGAGCAGAUGGCAGUUGUCAAAAGGACAAAGUUGAUAAUAUGACAAAACAAUGCAUACCAGAGGAUGCCGAAUUGGUAAGCACGGGCUCGCUGGCGAUGGAAUGGAAUAAAGUUGAGAAUUACAAAUUUGCAAUCAAUGAUGAUUCAACGUCUGUUGAUGCCACGGUCAGCAGGAAUUUACCUUCAUCGUCCUGUAACCCGGUGCAUGUUGUAUAUUUCGUGGGUAGCGCCGAGCGUGGCAGCGGAACAAUGAUUAAUCUGGAUGUCCUGAAUGUCGUACCUUAUAACAUUGACCCGUCCGUGUUCGAUGUUCCCCCGCAGUGUAGAAACGCCAGAUUUAAGAUGGAAAGCGAUGACAAUAAAGGAUUGCAGCGAAUUCUGAGAAUGGGCAUUUUCAUUUGACUUGAGUCAAUAAAAAUAUGUAAUUUGGUUGUAAAUAUGUGUACAUCAUCUUUAACAGGAAGACUGUAGCAGUCUUAGGGAAUUAGGUAACAAUUAUGUUAAAACUUCCAGCUGUAGACAUGUACGUUUGGUUCAUUUAGAAAUUUAGUAAACAGAAUCGAGUCAAAUCUUCAGUAAUUCUGAAACUAAUUUACAACAGAUACAUGUACCAUGUCUACAAGGGCAUAAAAAUUGUACAACCAUUAAUAUUUGGGAAUUUAAAGGUGAUUUCUUAAAGCUGUAUGGUCCGAAUUACAAUAUUUUUUCCCCAUCUCGUAAAAACGCUAUUAAAUCAUCGCACGUAUGUAGUUAUGAGGCUGUACGACAUAUCAUAAAUUAUUUCAGCUGUUUUAACCCAAAUUAUUUGAGUUUAAAUCGAUGUUUACAAAUAACAGCUUCACUGCCAUUUCAAGAGACAGUCACGUGACCAGUUCAAACUUUCAGAUCAUCGGUGGUCAUAUCUGUGUAAAGCUGUGUAUUUUGUUAUAACAGUACCGUACCAUAAGUUUAAUAGAAAUAAAAAUAUCAAAUACCUCUUAGUAAUUUGUUGUUUUACGCUCUUUCAGCCUUAAAACUAGACAGUUGCGUAUGAGUUAAUACAUUAUGUUGGGAUUCCCCUGACGCGCGUGGGUCUAUUUAUAGACGUCUAUUAUGGGAUUAUUUAUAUAUGUACCCACUGUAUUUACUUUCUAAAUAAUAUUCGCACUGUUUUCUUUUACAUGCAGAUGGUUUCAAGCAUGUAAUUAAGGGAAAGUUAAUAACUUUAUAAAGUAAUUAAUCUGCUUUAAAGUAAUUAUGUACAAAAAUAAUACAUGAACAUCGGGUCAUACAGCUUUAACUUAAUUGAUAUGAACUCUUUACAUCCUUUGGUGUAUACCUUAACAAAAGAUUUUGUGAAAACCCAACAUGAUUAAGUUUAACGAGUUAAUCUGUGUGUUGCAUCUCUUUAAAUGACUUUCUCUCUUCUUUUCAAACUCUUAUCUCUAACCUGUUUCUUUCUUUUCUUCUAUAAAUAAAACUCCCAAAACUUUCAUAUAUAUAUAUAUAUAUAUAUUCCUUAAUAUUAAUUGUGAAUCAUUUAUAUAACUGAAAUUAAUCCAUUAUGUGUAUAUUUGUGUAUAUGUAUUUAUGUCUGUAUGUACAUGUAUGUAUAUGUAUGCGUAUAUAUGUAUGUGCAUGCUAUUGUAAAAAUAUUAUGAAUAUGAAGGUUAACAAAAAAUAUUUUUUUAAAAAGUUUAACGA
Messenger RNA from Ostrea edulis (European flat oyster), 2215 nucleotides. RefSeq names its product ependymin-related protein 1-like. The coding region runs from base 191 to 934 and encodes 247 amino acids. Gene Ontology annotation, cellular component: extracellular region; lysosome. Gene Ontology annotation, molecular function: calcium ion binding. The record is from RefSeq and is a predicted model, not a curated record. The transcript is spliced from 5 exons. NCBI's taxonomy places the organism in Eukaryota, Metazoa, Mollusca, Bivalvia, Ostreida, Ostreidae. Gene Ontology annotation, biological process: cell-matrix adhesion.